This is a messenger RNA of Bactrocera tryoni, 1005 nucleotides long. RefSeq lists its product as uncharacterized. The transcript is spliced from 2 exons. Bases 1 to 1005 code for a protein of 334 amino acids. Lineage: Eukaryota; Metazoa; Arthropoda; Insecta; Diptera; Tephritidae. The record is from RefSeq and is a predicted model, not a curated record.
AUGGCUGCGCGGCUAGGUCUAAUAGUGCUCAACACGGGAAAUGCAACCACGUUCAGAAGACCGGGAUGCGAGGAAACCACACCAGACAUCACCCUAUCAACAGAACGCAUGGCAGGCUCAAUAAAUAAUUGGAAAGUCCUGGAGGACUACACUGGCAGUGAUCAUCACUACAUCUCUUUCAUGAUCGACACUGGAAGAAACGCUCACCAGCUCAGCAAAUAUAGUGGAACACGAAAGUGGAACAUUUCGAAGCUAGACACAUCGAAAUUAAUCGCCGCAAUAGACGAGCAGAACCCAUCUAGCGGCCCCUCCCUUAUAGCAAGAAAAACAGUCGAGCACACAAUGCGUAAUAUAACCAAAGCCUGCCAAAAAUCAAUGCCCAAGGCUACCCACAGCAAACGUAAAGCAGCAGUCUACUGGUGGACUGAAAACAUCGCCGAACUCAGACGCACGUGCCUCCGCCUUCGCAGAUCUUACACGAGAUCCAGGCGCAGAGGAGCCGCACCCCAAGAAGCCGAGCAAUACAAAGCAGCAAAAAAGGAGCUGAAGCACGCCAUCGACGACAGUAAAAAGAAAAAAUGGGAGGAACUACGGGAGGAUAUAAACAGAAACCCCUGGGGGCUAGGGUACAAAAUAGUGAUGAAAAAACUCGGCGCUCGAGCAAAGCCACCUGACGUAACCGCUGCCAAAAUGGAACACAUCGUGAACGCACUAUUCCCCACACACGAAACAAAAGCCAGUGAUCCAGAACAAACUCUAAGCACUGCGGAAAUACCUCAGUUCACCCUUGAAGAGCUGCAAGUAGCCACCGGCAAGCUCAAGGCGAACAAAUCACCCGGCCCGGACGGGAUCCCAGCAGAAGUCCUCAAAAUAAUCGCUGCAGAACGCCCAGGACGGGAAAGCUGUACGAAAGCCUACUUAAACCCAGACUCGAAGCGGCUAUCAACGAAGCUGGAGGACUGUCGCCUAGACAACACGGCUUUAGACCCGGCAGAUCAACCAUAG